This is a messenger RNA of Closterium sp. Naga37s-1, 1929 nucleotides long. The record is from the annotation of a GenBank genome assembly. Lineage: Eukaryota; Viridiplantae; Streptophyta; Zygnematophyceae; Desmidiales; Closteriaceae.
AUGAGCGCACUCACUCAAGAGAUGAGCACGCGGGGCGAUGAGGUGCUGGAGGACAUGAGGAGCCGCGUGCAGGAGGACGGCACCGUUUUGCUGGACAUGAACCACAGGUGGGUGGCUGUUUCCAAUCUAUUCCCCCCCAAUGAUCCCAUUCUCCACCUUAUCCCCUUUCCACCCCGCUGCCAUCCCCCUCGCAUUCCCCUCCCAUCCCCCUCCCAUUCCCCUCCCAUCCCCCUCCCACUCCCCUCCCAUCCCCCUCCCAUUCCCCUCCCAUCCCCCUCCCAUCCCCCUCCCAUUCCCCUCCCAUCCCCCUCCCAUUCCCCUCCCAUCCCCCUCCCAUUCUCCUCCCAUCCCCCUCCCAUUCCCCUCCCAUCCCCUUUCCACCCCCCCGCCAUCCUUGCUCGCCUAUGUGCACGCCGCAUCGCAUCCCUGCCAUCGCCUCACUGCAUGCAUGCAGGGUGCAGGCGGAGUUCUUCCCCUCCCAUCCCCUUGCCACCCACUUGCCAUCCCUCACUGCGCAGGGUGCAGGCGGAGUUCUGCGACCAGCUUUGGGACGCUGUAGCUGCAGCGCGCUUCUGGUACACCAACAUCGACACCUACUUCGUGCCCUCCCUCUACUACAUCCCCUCCUUCGCUGCGUGUGUGUGUGUGUGUGUGUGUGUGUGUGUGUGUGUGUGUGUGCCCUUUCCUCCACUCUUGUUCUUCUACCUCCAUCAUCCACUCCCACCAUCUUCUAACUUCCGCCAUCAACUCCCACAAUCUUCUCCCUUCCGCCAUCAACUCCCACCAUCUUCUCACUUCCGCCAUCAACUCCCACCAUCUUCUCACUUCCGCCAUCAACUCCCACCAUCUUCUCACUUCCGCCAUCAACUCCCACCAUCUUCUCACUUCCGCCAUCAACUCCCACCAUCUUCUCCCUCCAUCAACUCCCACCAUCUUCUUCCUCCCUCAACUCCCACCAUCUUCUCCCUCCCACCCAUCCGCUCACAGGCACGGCUGAAUGAGCUCUUCCCAGACGGUCGCAUCUACACACAUGUGGCACGCUACCUGUUGCACCCCGACAACCAGCUGUGGGACGAAAUUAAUUCCCUCUUCCAUGUCAACCUCACCCAACUGCCACAUCGCCUCGGCGUUCAGGUCCGGUCGCCCUCGGAAAGCGACAUGUCAGUGGUCCAUCGUGUGCUCGACUGUGCCCUCAACAUCUCCCACUACCUGCCCCCCACUUCUCCUCUAGCAGCAGUGAGUGUCAGCCCCUUCUCACCUGUCAGCUCCCUUUCACACCUGACGUCAGCAAGCGAGUCCCCGUAUGAGAAGAUGGUGGUGUUUGUGUCGUCGCUCACCAUUCGCCACCUCAUGGACCUGCGGCACCACUACCUGCACCACCAUGUGCCUCCAAUGUGCCUCACGGUGCCACUGAGGUGCCUCCAAUGUGCCUCACGGUGCCACUUAGCAAAUGUGCAGUCAGUUGGCAACACGGCAGCAGCCCUGCAAGCCAGGCAUACUGCUCUUAGCUCCCUGCCCAUCUGCCCCCCUUUUCUGGCCCCCCGCGCCCCCCCUUUUCCCCCCGCAUCCCUUCGCAUGUUCUCUCCCUUCCUUUUCUCCCCUCUUCUCCCCUGUGUAUCCUCCCCUCCCCUGUGUGUCCUCUCCUCCCCUGUGUAUCCUCCCCUCCCCUGUGUGUCCUCUCCUCCCCUGUGUAUCCUCCCCUCCCCUGUGUGUCCUCUCCUCCCCUGUGUAUCCUCCCCUCCCCUGUGUGUCCUCUCCUCCCUUAUGCCCUCUUUCCUCCUUUGUGUAUCAUCCACAGCGGUGUGCACCCUCUCCUCCUCUGUGUUCUCUCCCUCACCUGUGUUCCCUCUCCUAUCCUGUGUUCCCUCCCCUCCCCUGUGCUUCUCCCUGCCCCCCCAUCUCCCCCUCCCAGUGACCGCCUGCUCAUAA